CCCCCGGUUUCUCAUUCCUGCCACUAGCGCGCUCGGCGGCUCAUUCCGCGGCCGCCGCCAGCUGAGGGGAGCGUCGCGGGCCGAGGAGCAGAUGCCGCGGGGGCCGCUCGCAGCCGCCGCUGACUUGUGAAUGGGACCGGGACUGGGGCCGGGACUGACACCGCAGCGCUUGCCCUGCGCCAGGGACGGGCGGCUCGGAGGUUGCGUCCACCCGCAAGGGCCCCAGGGCUGCUGGCAGUGCCAGGGAUCAGAAGCCGCCUCUCCGUCUGUCCAGAACAAAGCUGGGCUGAGCCCUCUCACGGUCCUGUGGCCCUUGGUCUCCCCACAUGAGGUGUCCUGAGAUUGAAGAAAGAAGGUGCCUCCUGGUGAUGGCAUUGCCAAGGCUGGAAUCUGCCUCUCAAGGAAGUCCCUCGGCGGCCAGCUGCUGCACCGUGACCUUCGUGAUGGUGGAGUGAGUAGGCACUGGAACCAAUAAGCCUGGCCUCUCCAUCUGCCAGCCUGAAUGCAGGUGCCAGUUACUACUGCCCAGCACUGACGAGGGACAGGAACGGUGGCGCAUAGAUCCCGGCAAAGGGGAUUGGCUUUUGUGGACACAAGCUUGAGAAAUCACUGUGUUUUCGGCUCAGCAGCCUUGUGACAUUCCUUCCUGUUGUCAUUUGUUGAGUGACCAAUCAGAUGGGUGGAGUGUGUUACAGAAAUUGGCAGCAAGUAUCCAAUGGGUGAAGAAGAAGCUGACUGGGGACGUGGGCAGCCCUGACGUGAUGAGCUCAGCCAGCAGAGACAUUCCAUCCCAAGAGAGGUCUGCGUGACGCGUCCGGGAGGCCACCCUCAGCAAGACCACCACACGGUUGGUGGAAGGGGUGACAGCUGCAUUCUCCUGUGCCUACCACGUAACCAAAAAUGAAGGAGAACUACUGUUUACAAGCCGCCCUGGUGUGCCUGGGCAUGCUGUGCCACAGCCAGGCCUUUGCCCUAGAGCGGCGGGGGCACCUGCGGCCCUCCUUCCAUGGGCACCAUGAGAAGGGCAAGGAGGGGCAGGUGCUACAGCGCUCCAAGCGUGGCUGGGUCUGGAACCAGUUCUUCGUGAUAGAGGAGUACACCGGGCCUGACCCCGUGCUUGUGGGCAGGCUUCAUUCGGAUAUUGACUCUGGUGAUGGGAACAUUAAAUACAUUCUCUCAGGUGAAGGAGCUGGAACCAUUUUUGUGAUUGAUGACAAAUCAGGGAACAUUCAUGCCACCAAGACGUUGGAUCGAGAAGAGAGAGCCCAGUACACGUUGAUGGCUCAGGCAGUGGACAGGGACACCAACCGGCCACUGGAGCCACCAUCGGAAUUCAUUGUCAAGGUCCAGGACAUUAAUGACAACCCUCCGGAGUUCCUGCACGAGACCUAUCAUGCCAAUGUGCCUGAGAGGUCCAAUGUGGGAACAUCAGUAAUCCAGGUGACAGCUUCAGAUGCAGAUGACCCCACUUAUGGAAAUAGCGCCAAGUUAGUGUACAGUAUCCUCGAAGGACAACCCUAUUUUUCGGUGGAAGCACAGACAGGUAUCAUCAGAACAGCCCUACCCAACAUGGACAGGGAGGCCAAGGAGGAGUACCACGUGGUGAUCCAGGCCAAGGACAUGGGUGGACAUAUGGGCGGACUCUCAGGGACAACCAAAGUGACGAUCACACUGACCGAUGUCAAUGACAACCCACCAAAGUUUCCGCAGAGCGUAUACCAGAUGUCUGUGUCAGAAGCAGCCGUCCCUGGGGAGGAAGUAGGAAGAGUGAAAGCUAAAGAUCCAGACAUUGGAGAAAAUGGCUUAGUCACAUACAAUAUUGUUGAUGGAGAUGGUAUGGAAUCGUUUGAAAUCACAACGGAUUAUGAAACACAGGAGGGGGUGAUAAAGCUGAAAAAGCCUGUAGAUUUUGAAACCAAAAGAGCCUAUAGCUUGAAGGUAGAGGCAGCCAACGUGCACAUCGACCCGAAGUUUAUCAGCAAUGGCCCUUUCAAGGACACUGUGACCGUCAAGAUCGCAGUAGAAGAUGCCGAUGAGCCCCCUAUGUUCUUGGCCCCAAGUUACAUCCACGAAGUCCAAGAAAAUGCAGCUGCUGGCACCGUGGUUGGGAGAGUGCAUGCCAAAGACCCUGAUGCUGCCAACAGCCCGAUAAGGUAUUCCAUCGAUCGUCACACUGACCUCGACAGAUUUUUCACUAUUAAUCCAGAGGAUGGUUUUAUUAAAACUACAAAACCUCUGGAUAGAGAGGAAACAGCCUGGCUCAACAUCACUGUCUUUGCAGCAGAAAUCCACAAUCGGCAUCAGGAAGCCAAAGUCCCAGUGGCCAUUAGGGUCCUUGACGUCAAUGAUAAUGCUCCCAAGUUUGCUGCCCCUUAUGAAGGUUUCAUCUGUGAGAGUGAUCAGACCAAACCACUUUCCAACCAGCCAAUUGUUACAAUUAGUGCAGAUGACAAGGAUGACACAGCCAAUGGACCAAGAUUUAUCUUCAGCCUACCCCCUGAAAUCAUUCACAAUCCAAAUUUCACAGUCAGAGACAACCGAGUCCCAGACCUGAUGCAGUCCCUGGAUAAAGUUGGUGGCAGAGCCAGGAAAGCCUGAGCUUCAAAGCCGACUCAGCAGGCAGCAGGAAAAUAGAACACUGGAUGAUUCUUCAACAUUUAAGUCCAUCUUGGGCUAUUAAUAUCAGGAAUGGUGCUGUUUGGGCAGAUGAAGAGCUGGUCCACCCAGGUUUUGAGAUGCAUUUACUUUGAAAAUAAUAGGCAUGUGGCAUCUCUUAAAUCACAAGAAAUAUGUAUUGGAUGAGAAAAGUGCAAAGAAAAAAAAAGACUGAGAUAUUAUUUCUCUUUUAUGUAGCUCUUAACUGGUUUAUAAAACCUUCUCAUGUCAUUGUUUCACCUAAUUCUUCAAACAACCGCAUAGGGCAGGCAGGUGGUAUAUUUUUAUCCGAUUUUCAGAUAAAGAAAGAAUAUGAGACAUCAGAAGGGUCAGUGAUUUGCCCAAGGUCACACAGCAAUAAGUGCAAAAACUAAAUCUAAAUAUUUGGAGGGCCUUGUUGGUUGUACAUGGCACACUGUAAAAUAAAUAUAAAGCUCAUGUCUCUUCUAGUUAAUUCAUUUCAAAAGUCUUUGUUUAUCCUAUUGUCGAUAAUAACAAUCCUCAGAAGAGGCAAAUUCUGAAAUUUAAUUUAUGGAUUAAUCUAGAGUUCUAGGGAAUGUAUGAACAGAACAGGACAAGGUUCUUCAAUUUUCACUUUAAUCACAGCCAUAAUAAUUGUAGUAAAAUAUAUUUGCAAAGAAGUUUAUAAUUUGCUUCUAUUACAAAAUUAAUACCUAUUUCUUGCAGGAAAAUUGGAAAAUACAAACUAGCAAAAAUGAUAUUAAAACAUUAAAAUAACUUGAUAAUAGGCUACCCAGAAACAGUCACUGCUAUUUGUUUAUCCUUUCUUUGCAUACAUUUCUUUUCUUAAAAAUCAAAAAGAAAAGCAACUGUAAAAUAUAUGUCCACUUAUUUUCCCACUUAAUAGUAUGUGAUACAAAUCAAUAUAUGUAUGUCAAUAUUUUCAAGUUGUCUUUCUAACUUCAACUAUGAGGAUAUAUAAUAUCAGUUGACUGUAAGUACGUAUAUUAUUUUCCACACCUUCGCCAAAUAUCUAAUUAUUCUUUUAGGAUAAAUUCCUAGAGCAUUUUGGGAGGCUGAGGCAGGUGGAUUGCCUGAGCUCAGGAGUUCAAGACCAGCCUGGGCUGGUCACAGAUGAAUCAUCUGUGUUUGUGUAAGUACACUACGUUUACAGGAGGAACUCUCCUAACAAUGCAUUUCUCAGGAUGCUUCCCUGUCACUAAGCGACUCAUGACUGUAUAUAUGAAUAAGCAUACCUAGUCAAAUACAUUGUUGCAAUUAUUACUGUGAACAAAUUAUUGUGUGUUAGGUCAAUUAAAAUAUAAGAAAAAUAAAAGUGUCUGUUUCUUCAUCAUUUAUUCCUUCUUCCACGCUCUUCUUUUCUCUCCGUAUAUCCAGAUUUCUGACCCAUGUUGUUCCCUCUAAAGAACUUAUUCUAACAUUUCUUACAAGGCAGGCCUACUGGCAACAAUUUUUUUUUCCAUUUUUGCUAGCCUGAAAAAGUAUUUCUUCUUCACUUUUAAAGGAUAAUUCUGGUAGUUAGAGAAUUCUAGGUUGGUAAGUAUUUUUCUCUCAAUACUUUAAUUAUUUCAUUUUAUUCUCUUUUUGCUGGCAUGAUUUCUGAGAAGGUGGAUGUAAUUCUUAUCUUUAUUCCUCUUCGGGUAAGGUGGAUUUUUUUCUCCUGACCUCUUUCAGCAUUUUUUUAAAAUCUUUGAUUUUUCUGUAGUUUGAAUAUGAUAUGACUAGGUGUAGGGACUUUCUUUUUGGCAUUGAUACAGCUUGAUGUUCUCUGAGCUUUCUGCAUCUGUGGUUUGGUAUCUGACAUUAAUUUGGAGAAAUUCUGUCAUAACUGUUUCAAAUAGUUCUUCUGUUUCUUUCUCUCUUCUCUUUCUGGUAUUAUCAUCACAUAUAUAUUACACCUUUUAUAGUUCCAUAGUUCUUGGAUAUUCUGGGUUAUUAUUUUUUCAGUCUUUUGUCUCUUUGCUUUAUAGUUUUAGAGGUUUUUGUUGAUCUAUCCUCAAGCUCAGAGAUUCUUUCCUCAGCUGCGUCCAGUCCACUAAGGAGCCCAUUGAAGGCAUUCUCUAUUUCUGUUGAUGUUUUUAUCUCCAGCGUUUCUUUUGGGUCUUUCUUAGAAUUUCCAUCCCUCUGCUUACAUUGCCCAUCUGUUCUUGAAUGUUGUCCACUUUAUCCAUUAAAGACUUUAGCAUAUUAAUCACAGUUGUUUUAAAUUUCCAGCUGGAUAAUUCCAACAUCUCUGUCAUAUGCGUGCCUGGUUUUGAUAUUUUCUCUGUCUCUUCAAAUUGUAGGAUUUUUUGUUCUGCCUUUAGUAUGCCUUGUAAUUUUUUUCUUCAUAACGGAAAUAGUGUUGUGGGUAACAGGAACUGCUAUAAAUAAGCCUUUAACAAUGUGAUAGUAAGUUAAAGAAGGGCUAGCAUUCCACAGUCCUACGACUGGGCCUCAGUUUUUGGUAAGCUUGUGCCUCUGAACUGUAAACUUCACAAGUGCUCCUUAGUUGUUUUUUUCUCCCUCCUUUGCUGGGACAGGUUACCUGGGAUGGCCUAGAGUUGGAAGUUUCUUUUCCCCAGGUCAGUUAGUCUCUGAUAAAAUCCCAGAAGAUUAGUUUUCCUUUAAAAGUGUUUUCUAAGAUCAGACCUCGUUAAGAACAGAAUGCUCUGGCGUAUUUCAAAAUGGUUCCUUUUUCCCUCCCCCUACUGAUAGGAUGAGGGAAUUUUUCUCUAAUAUUCACUGUGAGAACCAGGUAGAGUUCCUGAGGGUAAAAAUCACAAAAGCGUGCAUUUGCAUGUGUGUGGUAGGGGGUCACGGGGGAGGUCCUGUGACUGGGUUCCCCUAGAGCUUCUAACUUCUCCACACUGGGCCUCCAUCAAUUUGGAGCCCAGCACUGGUUCCUGAGGAAGUUUUUGCUUGUUGGUUCCUAAUCUAGUAAGUUCGAUUCUCUGUAUCUACUCGUGUGUCUCCAAUUUGGGGACAGCUCUUUUCCCUGUAAACUCAAUUCUCUUAUGAAUCUAGGAAAAGUUGCUAAUAUUAUAGUUUGUUUGGUUUUUUAUUUGGAUAGAGAGGUGACUUCCAAGCUUCUUAUGUAUCAGACUGGACUGCAUCUGUUCUAAUUUUAUUUUCUUAGUCACUAUUUUUAGUGUAAGUUAUAACUGUUUUAUUAAUUUACUAUUGGGAAUUGUUACAAAGUGAUAUAACUUAGCUGAUUUUCCUGGGUUUUCUAGAGCAAUAACUACAUAAAAAUUAAUGGCAAUUUGUUUCAUCUUUUAAAAUACUUGUUUUUCAUCUAAUUGCAUAGAUUUACACUUUUCAAAUAUGUGCUGUAUCAUAACAAUAGUAAUGGCCAUUCUUGGUUUACUUAUUACUUUAAUAGGGAAAUUAGUUCUCGAGUUUCAUCAUUAAACAUCAUACUGAGUGUUAGAUUAAAAUUAAGAUUUGUUAAGAUUUGUGUUUUGGGGUGUGUGUGUGUGUGUGUGUGUGUAUGUGUGUGUGUGAGAGAGAGAGAGAGAGAGAACUUCCUUUACAUUGUUGUGUUACUAAAAAAUAAAUGUUUAACGUUUAUUACAUUUUUUUAAUUCUAACAAGAAGAUAGUAUAGCUUUGUCUGCUGACCUAAUGACCUGGUAAUUAUAAAUACAAUAUUCUAAUAUUAACUUCAUAAUUUUAAUUUUCAAACCUCUUAUUCCAAACAACAAUCAUUUGAUAAGAUACAGAGGAAAAAGCAAGGCCUAGAGAUGAAAGGCUUGGCUUUGCUCUUCAUCUCUAAAGGGGGAACAAUUUUAAUAUUAAUAUCUGAAUAUUUGAUAUAUAAUUAAUCCUAAUAAUAAUUUAUAAAACAGUUGUAAAUUAUUACACUAUAUGAAUUGAGCUGCCAAUUUGAGAGAUAAAGGCACUGACAUACUAAAAACUGGUACCAAAAUUGGAAUGCAUCCCAGGAUCUCAGAACCCCAGGGCUACAUGCUUUACAAUGGGCCAUCUCAAUUAGAAUUGAAGGUUUAUCAGAUCAUGGGGUUACGUGGCUAUCAGGAUGUUUUUCUGUCACUUGAGGAGCCAAGGAAAAUUUUAGGAGUUUUCAAUAAGUUUCUAUUAUAACGACAACAAAAAUACUCGAGAUUUUCAAGUAAAUCCAUUUUAAGAGUAGCCUUUUGUAUACCAUGAAGCCCCUUCCCUAUUUGAUUUGGCCUUCUCCGUCCUUGAUGCUUCUUCUCUAGUUAGUGUCAGUGUGGCUUUCGUCAAAUUCUAGAUAUUUCUUAGGUUCCCUAUGACAGCCUCUUCUUUCCAUCCUUCUAUAAUCAUGAAAAGAUGAAAAACUCAGUGCCAGGAAGCAUCCUAAAAGUAGACUUUCACAGUGAAUAUAAAUCUGAUGUCAGGGAAUCCCCAAAAGCACAUCCAGCAAAGUUAGUUAUAUCAUGAAAGCACAACUAAUUUUGAUAGUUACCGUGAAUAGAGUUACCCACAGAGAAGCUGUAACUACAUGGUGACCUCCAAACUGGUCUGUCUGACUCCAUCCUUGCCCCCACUUCACUCAGUCCUCAAUAAACAAACCCGACAAUGCCUCUCUCUCUCUCUUUUUUAAAUUCUUUCCUGCCUCUCCAUUUCCUAUGUAUUUAACUGAAACUCCAUAGCUUAGUGAGCAAGACAUUCCAUGCUUUACUCCUUGUACACUUUACCUCUACCAUCUCCUUUCUCUUGCUACCUUAAAUCUUAGGAUUCAGAAACUUGAAACCAUGUCAAGUUUCUGAAAUAUGCCAUGCUCUCACAUGUCCAUGUGCAGGGAAUUUACUUCCCCUGUCUAUCCCUCCUCCUUUAAGUCUCACUGUACAUAAAGUCAUCUCUUAGGUGACCUCUGGCCUAACAUCUCAGACCAUUUGGGCUGCUUUUUUCUAGUGCUCCAGGAAUUCUGCCCUAACCUCAAUUUUUCUUAUCACUCUGAAUUCUAAUCAUAUAAUACAUUUCUUUGUCUCCCACUAGAAUCUGAGCUCUGUGAGGCCAGUAUCCCAACCCUUAAGAAAAGUGGGUUGAUUAAAUGCAUAAAUUAAAAGUAAAGGAGUGGAUGAGAAAACACUUCAUAACACAUAAUCUUCUUCAAAAAUUUUAGGAAUUAGUUAUUAUUAUGGAAAGAAUGAAUCUGUCAUGAAAUAAGCUCCAGGAUGAAAAAGAGAACAAAUCAUUUGAUGCCAGAAUAUUCUAAAGAAGUCAGUACCCCAUCACCCAGCCCUUCCAUUCUUUCAUCCAUUCAUUCAUUUACUUUUCCACGAAAUUAUAUUGGAGACCUAGGGUUAGGGGCCAGAAUGAGAUGACCCUCUAAUGUAUUAGUUUUGCAAGUGUAAUAUCCAAGAUGGGCCAUGUGGCAGAUCAAUGAGCACUGAAACAUUCAGAGUUGAGUUUGCACUGCUUAAAAAAAAAAUAAAAAUAAGAAAGCAGGCAAGCAAAGACAUAAAUAAAUAAACAACCAAAUGUUUGCAUGGAAAGCAGUGUUGGUUUAGUAAGGAUAGGCAAGACAGAUUCACUUAGAUUAAAACAGUUGGCAAAUAAAUGCCUUUCUUUCUGUUUUUCCCCCCUAAACUAAGGACAUUUUUUAUGAGCAGCACAAACUAGCAUGCAAAUAUGCUUCUGAUUUUCCACUUUCAUAAUUUAAAGAUAGCCAAACAGAUUUUUGUAGGAUGUAUUUUUCACCCUUAAUUGCUCCAAUAUGGAAGAUGCUCUGUUGGGAGAUCAAAAUGGCAGAUGUCUGUUAAUGCCCUGCCAUUUUCACUUGUGUAAAUAAUCAUGUUUCUUUUCUGCCUAAAAUUCGUUGCUGCAGUUUGUCUCACACAGAACAGAGUUUAUCUUUGAACCCACUCUCUCCUCAACCCAACAACAACAACAAAAUAAAUAGAUCUUGGUAGAUCAAACAUCAUUCUUUCAAGGUUGCAUGUGGUCACUGACUUAACUAGUUAGCUUAAAGACCCUAAAUGUCAAUAUCCCCCUGAAUCUCUUGGUAGUUUUCUGUGUCUUAAACUAAGAAAUACUUGGGCAGUAUGUUCUUUUCUCUCCAUUUACCCUACCAGCAAGGAGAAAAUUAUUAUCAAACAUAAGUGAAAGCAGAGUUGAUUUUAAGAAAUGUGAUUAAACGUGACAAUGAAAAGUCUCUUAAUGCUAACAAACUGCAUACUUCGAUAUCUCAUACACACAUGCUUGAAUUUCACAUGCACACAGGCAAGUAUUUCUAUCAUGUUACUCUUUAUUGUCCUUCUUGUUUUGCAGAUUCCUCAGUACAAAAGGUAAUAAUUGGAAGAACAGUGGUGUGUAGCUCCCUAAUUCAGUUAGGAGACAUUACAGCCAUCAGAGUCUUGGUCAAUUAUUUUCAUUAGUAUGUUAAGGCUCAUCAUUUAUAGAAUUUGCAUUAUUGUAGCAUAUCCUUUAUUUCAAAAUAUUGGGAAAGUAAUAGGUUUCUUCUUGCCUCUUUCACAGUGGUUUGUUUGUGAAGGGUGUAUGUUUGUGUGUGUAUGUCUGUGUCUGGAAACGCUAUGGGAACAGCUGUUGAAUGAGUACCCCUGAUUGUUUGUGGGUCUCUUUGCCGCAAAAAUUCUUAGGUUUCUAAGAACUGUUCUUUUAUCUAGAAACUGAGUCUAGAAACUGAGUUUUUUUUUUUUUUGGUCUAAUUAUAGGCUAUGAUGGAAUUCAACUAAUUAACCAACCUAUUGUGGAUAUUUAAAAAAAAACUAGUUUAAUUGGAAUGCAAUAAUAUCAGUGUUCCGGGGUCAGUUAUGUGCUUAUAAAAUUCAAUGAAACCUAGAGGACUUCAAAUUCUAGUUCUGUUAUUUUCCAUGUGCUUGUGAGAAAUUGCUUCCCUCUUAGUUUCUCAGUUUUGUUUCCUCUAAGAUAUGGGUCAUUAUAAUCUUUGCACAGUUUGAAAAAAUGUUUGGGAUAAUGUAUGUAAAAGUAACAAACAACAGCGUUUGCCCAUAUUAGCAGUUCAAUCAAUGUUGCUUAGUUAAAUUUGCUUCAAUUUACAGAAUAAUAACAGAAUAAUAAGAUAGCAAGAUAAAGAUAUUUAGCAAAAGCAAAAUCCGCAAUAUAAAUAUAAGCAACAUUAGAAGGAGUUGGAGAAGAUGGGAACUAGAAAUGGACUGUGAGAUAAUGAAUCAGUAAACUCUGACUGUGUGGAAAAGUCGGACUGAUAUGAAAUGCAUUGGAAAGCACAGCAUUCAGCCAUUUAUUCUGUCAACACACACAACAGUGCUAAAUGCCUAAAUGCACAAAGACGACUGAAAAGCUAAAUAAGACAAGGCCCCUUCCCUCAAGGAGGUUAUUGUCUGGUGAAGAGGUCAGACAUUCAGUCACGAUGGGCUGUGAAAUGUACAAACUAUGCAGUGAUGUGUACAGGUAGGUAGAGAGCUCACAGGGUAUUCAGAAAGGCAAGAAAAUAGAGGUGUACACACAGACUAGUAAGUUCAUCGUUGAUCAGUAGUAACAUCAGCAGUGUAUUGUCACAAACUUCUAAAAAUGUUCUAUGAAAUUUCCAUUAUUUUAGUCCCCUGGAUUGAAGAUGGUAAACGUUGACUGACAUCAAAACUUAAAAUUAAUUUUUCAAAAUUCACAAAUGUAAAUAAGUGUAAAGAAAUCAAAAUAACUAAAUGCUCAAAUGAUGCCUUUUGUAAUUGUAUGUCAGCUAUACUUCUGAAAUUAUUGACGCUUAUAACUCUACUAAGAAAUUUUAGUCACACACUAUAUAUAAAUUUUAUGUAUGUGCUUAUUUAUGUGUAUAUAUAUAUGUGUGUGUGUGUAUAUAUAUAUAUAGAUGGGUGUGUGUGUGUGUGCACGGGCAUGUGUGGGCACAGGAAUAUUUUUUCCAUUAUCUUGACAGAGCUAUUGCCACAUUUCUAAGGAAAGUGGUGUAGGCAAGAGCAAAAUAAUCAAAUAAUGAUUAUUCUGCUAGUGACUGAAUGCCUGUCUUCAAGUGUAUGGGAGCUUUUCAUGUGGUAGAUAGAUCUACUUCCUCUCUGAGGUUUGGGAAGAAAUGUAGAGUAGGCAGAUUUGGGUCAGCAGUGAGCAAAAUACCUCCCUGGGAGCAAGUCUUGGCCUACAUUCUCGGUUUUCCAGCAGUCUACAGAGAGGAUCCUCAGACUGAAGUGCCCUGUGGCCUUUUUCAUAAGAUAGAAUGUCUCUGAUCAGGUUGAGCUGUGAGGAUUUUUUAGCUUCAGAGAAGAGAUGGACAGAGGAAAAGGACUGGUAAGGAAGAGCAUCUGCAGAGCCUUAGGGAAGCUGCUGGGUGACUGAUGCCGUCGCCCUGGGAUAAGCCUCUCUCCUGACACCAUGAUGAGGGCAGAGGGUCCUGGUCCUUUGCUUUGGUGCUUCCUGUUUUCAAGUUUUCAAUAUGCCGGAGCUGGUCCAUAUAUUGCCCACUUGAUCCGCUUUUAAUUUUUUCCUUUUUUAUUUUUUUGGCUAAUGCAGGGUUGUCACCCAGUGCAGUCUAUCAAGGUCUUCUUUCUCUCCCCAUCUUAAUGUUCCCCUUGAUUGCCAGUCUUAUAUAUUUCCUCAUUGGGCUACAUCAUCAUCAUAACCCCUAUAUUGGUAUUCCCCAACUGGUACCAUGGAGAUCAUCAUUAUCAGGAACUUUUAUAUUGUAUUUGUAUAAUGAAAAAGUGUACAAGUAAAAGCAGCAUGCAAUUAGGAGUCCAGGUUGGACUAAAACUUAGAAGCCUGAAUUCGUUUUUCCAUUAAUAGAAACACUACACUUUGUGCAUGACAUAUUCUGGUAAUUAAUGGCCCUAUUUGCAAGUUUUGGCCUAAGUGGGGGAAAACACACAACUGGUUACAUAUCUGUAGCCAGGGAUGAGAACACUGGUGUCAAGAUCAAAACCCAAGAUGCUUGAAAAACAUUUUCUUGUCGUAGGAAAUAUAUUGCCCAUGACUGAAGAAUAUGAAAUACUUUCUUACCUUUGAAUGAAGAGUCCUUCUACAUAGGCAAUUACAUUCAGAGCUACAAUGACAUGUCCAAGAAUUCACUUUCCUCCUUUGCCAAUAAGUUUCUCUUCCUCAUUAGUCUACUGCUCAAAGAGAAGAACUUCCAGAAAAGAAUUAAUAUUUACUGAUCAUCGCCAACAGGCUGGCAACUGUGCUAAGUAGCUUUAUGAAUGGAAUCAAAUUUAACCUAAAAUUAUUAGUUUCACAGAUGACAACAUGGAAAAUCAAAACACGUAGAUAACAUGUUUAAAGUCAGGCAAUUAAUAUGUACAAGAUUCAAGAUUCAAACCCAGGUCUGUUUGACCCCAAAGAUUGAGUUUUUUGCUUCUUAGACUCUUUAUAUGAGAAAAAGAUCUAGGAAAUCUCUAUGGAAAUUUUAAAAUUGAUGGAAUAUUUGUCUUUUUCUGUUUAUCUUAUUAACCUGGAGCCAAUCUGACACUUUCCUGGAAAUAUGUCCUCACUGAACCUCUUUUUUUCUUGGGUUAUCCAUAAACCUCGGUAAUGCAUAUGUCCAAUGCAAGGGGACCCACUCAAAGAUGGAUAGGGAGUUGAAAGCUAAUAUGUAGUCAAAUAUGGGUGAAAAAUUGGUUUCUAGUAAAGGGGUUUUGUUAUUGUUGUUAGUUUGUUUAUAUUUCUAUUUGUGUGUCCAGAUUUGUUUUUCAUGAAGUUCCUGACCAUAGUGGCUAUUUUUUUUCCAUCUUUUUAGAGACAGGAUCUCAUUCUGUCAGCCAUGGUGUAGUUCAGUGGUACUAUUAUAGCUCACUGUAGCCUUGAACUCCUGGGCUCAAGCGAUCCUCUGGCGUCAGUCUCCUAAGUAGAUGGGACUAUAGAUGCUGGUCACCCCACCUGAAUAAUUGUUUAACUUUUUAUUUUUUUAGAGACAAGGUCUCGCUAUGUUGCCCAGGCUGGUCUAGAACUCCUGGCUUUAAACGAUUCUCCCAUCUCAGCCUCCCAAAGUGUCGAGAUUACAGGUGUGAACCACCAUACCAACCCAUAGUGGAUUUUUUUUUCUUUUUGAUUCAGAGUCUCAUUCUGUCUCCCAGGUUGGAGUGCAGUGGCACAAUCUCGGCUCACUGCAACUUCCACCUCCCAGGUUCUUUUGCCUCAGCCUCCUGAAUAACUGGAAUUAUAGGCAUGCGCCACCACACCCAGCUAAUUUUUUUUGUUUAUUUUUGUUGUUGUUGUUUUUUUUUUUUUUUUUUUUUUUUUGAGAUGGAGUCUUGCUCUGUCGCCCAGGCUGGCGUGCAGUGGCGUGAUCUCGGCUCACUGCAAGCUCUGCCGCCCGGGUUCAUGCCAUUCUCCUGCCUCAGCCUCCCGAGUAGCUGGGACUACAGGCACCCACCACCACGCCCGGCUAAUUUUUUGUAUUUUUAGUAGAGAUGGUGUUUCAUCGUGUUAGCCAGGAUGGUCUUGAUCUCCUGACCUCGUGAUCUGCCCGCCUCGGCCUCCCAAAGUGCUGGGAUUACAGGCGUAAGCCACCGUGCCUGGUCUUUUUAUUUAUUUAUUUUUAUUUUUUAUUUUUAUUUUUUAGUAGAGAGGGGGUUUUACUGUUUUGGCCAGGCUGGUCUGGAACUCCUGGCCUCAAGUCAUCUGCCCGCCAGGUUCUCCCAAGUGCUGGGAUUACAGGCAUGAGCCACCAUGCCAGGCCAUAGUGACAUUUCUGAUCAGUGAUCAGAGUGGAUCACAAGAAGGACAGGCCGUGAUACCGAAAUACCACUCAGAAAUGCCACUUCUGAGAGAAGGCUCGCACUCCCAUUGGUCCUGGAACAACCUGGAUCUAAAGGGGGAAUAUUUUAUUGACUCAAGCAACACAGACCACCUAAAUGCCAAACCAGGCUGCUAGACACGUCUCCUACCCACUGUGUUCACCUUUACCAGCUCACCAGCCCUGGAGGAUCUCAGUAAUAUGUGUUCAGUUUUCUGGUAGAGGGAUCCCCUGAGCCUUCUGGAAGCACAACACAGAGGAUAAACACUGAUUUCUAUCAUGUUAUUUAGUUGCUUAACAACCCCAUGAGGGAUGCUUGCUAUCAAUAAGUCUCCUAAUUUUAAAGAUGAACAAAUGGGGCUCUAGAUGGGAAAAGUUACCCAGUUGAAAGCAGAUAAUUAGUAUUCACCCAGAAAGAAAGCCUUAGUCCGUUUCUGUCCCACUUCUUGAACUGAUCUUAAAAUCCAUAUGUAAUGCAUGUUUUAAUAGCAGAGGUUUGAAAAGUUCUUGCAAUCCUACUGAUCUAUCACUCAGAGAUUGUAAAUGGUUUGGUCAGCUGGGUACUUUGAUGAGCUUUUACAUAGUGGUUUCUGUGUGUCAGAGAGGACUCAGUUGUUCAGAAUAUGAAACAUCUUGAAUUCAUGUGCCAAUGUCAUGCCCAGAUCCAUAUUUUCCAUUGGUGUUUGAGUUUCAAUUACCUUCUUCCGUAACCCAACCUGCUGUGAUCUGGAAGUGCAGGUCUGCCUGGAUGGCACAUUGAAGAAUAGAUUUUAAAUUAUGAUUUCCACAAGUUUAUAAAAAUAAAAAUAAUCUGUUCCCAUACUCUCCAGCCAUAACACUAUGGAUAACAGAGUAGGACCAAAUGUGUAAACCAAGCAAGUCAUCUGCUGGGCAUGUCACCCAUAUCAAAGAGUUUUCUUUGACCUAGAAAUUCAAUUAAAUUUUUAACAUUUAUUUUUAUCCAUGAUGACAUGGACAUUUCAGAUCAUUAAAAUGGAGUAGUUAUUGUAACUUUCAAUUUGUGAGAGUCUAAUUUAACUAUGAAAACAUAUACAAGAAGAGAAAAUAUAUUUUGAAUUAAUUUAUUAUAGAUAUGUAAUUUUUAUUGUAAUUGCUAAGUAUGGAACAAUGGUAUGUAAAGCCUAGAGCAGGAAAGAAUAGUCAGGUGACUGCAUUUUCACUUACUAUUUUACAUGACUAGCUUACUUUUAUUUUUUUAUCCUAUUUCAUAGUAUGUACAAUUUUUGUAUAAUUUUCCCCAGUGAUAAGAGAAAUGUAUGUCAAUCAUACAAAAUUCAGAAAAUACAGAAUUGAGGGCUGGCUGUUCUGUGUUGUUUUGGAAGAAAUGUUGGCAGUGAAGGACAGAGAACUGGUCAUAUCAGGUCUACGAGAGCCAGAGAGUACAAAACCUCACAAUCUGCAAUACUCAGAAUUUCUGCUCAUCCCUAAAUAAGACUGAAUCUGCCAUAUAUAUAUAUCUAACAAAAAAUAAAUUGUAGUAGGCCUUCCAUAUUCAUGGGUUCCACGUUUGUGAAUUCAGCCAACCAAACAUCAAAUAUAUUUGGGGAGAAAAACAGAAAACAGCAAAAAAUUGUAAUACAACAAUGAAAAAUAAUACAAAA
Messenger RNA from Pongo pygmaeus (Bornean orangutan), 14903 nucleotides. RefSeq names its product cadherin 11 (gene CDH11). Bases 901 to 2598 code for a protein of 565 amino acids. The record is from RefSeq and is a predicted model, not a curated record. Gene Ontology annotation, biological process: cell morphogenesis; multicellular organism development; cell migration. Gene Ontology annotation, molecular function: calcium ion binding; cadherin binding; beta-catenin binding. Gene Ontology annotation, cellular component: catenin complex; adherens junction; plasma membrane. The transcript is spliced from 14 exons. NCBI's taxonomy places the organism in Eukaryota, Metazoa, Chordata, Mammalia, Primates, Hominidae.